CCAAAACAACGGCACAUGGCGACGCGUCUUCGAGAAACUGACAACAAUAGCAAAACUUCCGUCACUUGUCUUGCGUUCUCUGCGCAUGCGGAGACGGAAGUUUCCACGGUGGUCGCGGGCACAGUGAUCAGUGACACAAGGUGUGAAUAUCAUAAACACUUCGAAAUGGGACUAUUCGGGAAGACACCACAGAGAUCGCCCAAAGAAUCGGUUCAGGAGUGGUGUUCUAAGAUGCGUAAAGAAGGAUAUGUGAUAGACCGACAAAUCAGAGCUAUCAAAAGAGAAGAAGAAAAAACUAAACGCUCUCUAAAAGAUUCUGCCAAGAAAGGUGAAAAGGAAGCUUGUGUGAUUCUUGCUAAGGAGCUAGUCCAUUCUAAAAAAGCAAUUUGCAAACUGUAUGCUGCUAAAGCUCACUUAAAUUCAGUUCAAUUAAACAUGAAGCAACAACUAGCUAAGUUACGCAUGGCUGGUGCUUUGGAGAAAAGUGUUGAUGUGAUGAAAGCAAUGCAUUCUCUGAUUAAAAUUCCUGAAAUUAAUUCUACUAUGAUGGAGAUGUCUAAAGAAAUGAUGAAGGCAGGAAUUAUUGAAGAAAUGUUGGAAGAUACAUUUGAAGGGCUGGAAGAUGCUGAUGAACUUGAAGACGAAUCUCAGAAUGAAGUUGAUAAAAUUCUUUAUGAAUUAACUGCAGGAGAACUUGGCAAAAUGCCUUCCGCUGUCAAAGAUUCUUUGCCGUCAACUGAUGUCGCUGGUGCCACAGCAGCUACAGCAUCAAUUGCGCUGGAGGAAGAAGAAGAUGAUGAAGAGGAAGACGAGAUGCGAGCUCGGUUAGAAGCUCUGCGCAGCUAGGCAGACACUGCAAAUGCUCUUGUCCUCUACUGCGCAGUUGCGAGUGUGUCUAUGUGUUCAACAAGAACACAAAGUUGAAGAAAAGAAAAAGAAUAACAAAACAGUCAUGUGGUAUUUGAACCCACGUUCCUUGAUUUAUUGCCCAAGUGCAUUCACCUAUACUCUUUUCCUGCCUUUCUUUUACUCUGUUGUUCUUUCCAUCUUUUUCUUUUAACUUCCUUAUCUUUUUGUCUUUUUCAUUUCUCUUUCUCCUCAUCCUUUCUAACUCUUUCAAUCAUUUCCCAUUUUAUUUCAUCAAUAUUUAUGACUGUUGGGUUCUUUUCUUAUUGUCCACCAUUAUUUAUCUAACCAUCUUCAUUUUUUUUUUUUUUUGCAUACAAUAUACCUAAUCUAUCUGACAAACCUAAAAUUACAAUCACUGCUCUGGACUUCAUACAACAGCAACGGUACCACCAAGAAAAUAUUUGGUUAUGGUUAUAGCAGCGUGUGCAUGUGUAUAGAUGAAAUGAUAUUUUAUUAUCCAGCCUGACUUGCUUUGUUAUAUAAACUCUGAAACAGAUUCUACCUAGAGGUUACCUCAUCUACAUAUGAUAUACAUACAUAUCCAGUGACACAAACAUCUAUACACCUUGGUAGCUGUACAUAUAUUUUCUGUCACACACACAUUUAUCCAGUAUCUAUUGAAAAUGUUAAGUAUUGAACUGAAAAUUUAGAAUUUCUGAUUUAAAAUCAGCUGCAGUUGUUGUGUAUUAUUACUUUUUGUUUCCAGGAAGGAUACAUAGUUCUAUAUUACCUCAGUUAACAAGAAUUUAGGGAAAAUAUACCAAUUUUUUUAUAGAAAAAACAUCAGAGAUACGUUGGUUUGCUAUCCUGAGCAGAGCUGGCAAAAUUGGUAGCACACCGGGCAAAGUGCUUAACAGUAUUUCGUCUGCCGUUACGUUCAAAUUUCACCGAGGUCAGCUUUGCCUUUUAUCCUUUCGGGGUCGAUUAAAUAAGUACCAGUUACACACUGGGGUCGAUAUAAUCGACUUAAUCCGUUUGUCUGUCCUUGUUUGUCCUCUCUGUGUUUAGCCCCUUGUGGGUAGUAAAGAAAUAGGUUUGCUAACCUGGGUGUGGUUAUGUUAUUAUCAAGUCUUGCCUUUAUCAUUAUAUAGAGUGUGAGAACUUAACAGAAAGAAGAGUUAAACACUGUAGCUAUGGAUUUUUAUCUUUUGCAAAAAUGAUUGGCAUUUUAAUUAUUUUGUCUACUCUGUUUAGAAUUUAUUUCACACAACUAUUUGAUAUGAUGCAUUUUGUUUUAACUUUUGUAAAAAAAAGUAGCUAUAAUUGAGUGACUUGGCCUUAGCAUGUCACCAAUACAUGAUACACGCACUCUUAUGCACACACAUACAUAGCUCUUUAUUGGCACUUGACUGUUAAAACAGCAGCCAAAUCUUUCUAAAUUCACACACUAUUGUAAUAAAAUAAUGGAUACAUUGGAUAAUGUUUUUAUAGAAAAUUAUGUAUAUAAUAUAAAAAUGGGAAUGACCGAUCAUUCAAACUGCUUUUUAAAGUAAUACUCAUGUAGGGCUGCUCACUUAAUCGCUACUUUUCAUAUACACGAGCAGUCUCCAAUUGUAUUGCCUUUUACUUCCACACUCACUUUACCUUUAGACGUUGGAAUCCUUCCUUUAUCCCAUUAUCACCAAUGUCUCUCUCUCUCUCUCUAUCUAUCUAUCUAUCUAGAUACAAAAACAUAACUCCUACUGGGCUAUUCUUCUUGCAUUGAACAUAGCUGAAGUACAGGACACUAUAAUAAAUCAUCUACUAUAUCUUGGAACUUUCUCAGUUUAGCAAUCACUAGUAUAUCUUCCAGAACCAGAACCUUUGGAGACCUAUUCCCUAGUAUUACAUAGUGUGCAUGUCUCUUUGUUUAGGCCUUGUGCUAAGCACCUUUCCAUAUUUAUGGAAACUUUUUCCAUUCAUAUACAUAACAAAUCAACACAAAAUAUAUUAAUAGACACACAUCUAUUUUCUUACUGUUUUGCAUUCAUUUUUCUUUGUUAUCAUUUGUAGGAAUAUUUCUCAGAAUGUUUAUAUUUACAUUUGAAUCAUUGGAGUAUGUGCCUUCACAGCUGAAUGUUUGGUUUUCUCCUACAAGCAAGUGACCUCUAAUAUUUGGCUAUGUGAGAUUGAGGUGAGACAGAACAAUGUCUUGCUUGUCAGAGAUACAGUAUAGUAGCUGUACCAAGCUUUGAACUCAUAACCUAUUUUAACUUUGUGUGUGUGGUUAUUGGGUGGAUGUGUGUUUACAUCUAUAUAUAAAGCAUUGAAAGUAGGGUAUUCUGGUUUACUUUUACUGCAUAUAGUCCAAGCAAUAAAAUCUGUCAGACCUUUUAAUUG
Molecule: messenger RNA, 3228 nt
Organism: Octopus sinensis (East Asian common octopus)
Lineage: Eukaryota; Metazoa; Mollusca; Cephalopoda; Octopoda; Octopodidae
Product: charged multivesicular body protein 3
Exons: 6
Coding region: 16-846 (276 amino acids)
Biological process (GO): protein transport; late endosome to vacuole transport; endosome transport via multivesicular body sorting pathway
Cellular component (GO): multivesicular body; ESCRT III complex
Source: RefSeq, a predicted model, not a curated record